This is a messenger RNA of Caenorhabditis angaria, 11377 nucleotides long. The record is from the annotation of a GenBank genome assembly. Lineage: Eukaryota; Metazoa; Nematoda; Chromadorea; Rhabditida; Rhabditidae.
AUGAGUCGAUCUUUAGAAAAUGUGACUAUAGAUGAAGAGCAGAACAGUACCCAGGAGCCUUCCUCAUCUUCCCCAUCAUCUUCAUCUUCUUUGAAAAUUCGAAAAUUAUCUCGACAAAAUCUUGAAGAACUUGAUAAAACGUUGGAAGAAUUACACGAAUUAGCAGAAGAUGUUUAUCUAACAACAUCAUUGGCUUCAAAUCUUGAAGUGUUUUUUGGAGAAAAUGGGCAAACAUUAAGAAAAUGUGAAACAAUUCCACAUGAUUUGGAAAACACAGUGACAUCUGAAGCUGAAGAAGAGAAUGAUGAAGUUGUUGCGGAAGCUGUUAGAGAUGCUGAAGAAAAACAAUUUGAUUCGCAUCAUGUUCCAAUUAAUCUUGAUACUGAAUGUAGUUCAGAAGAUGAAUCUGUUCGAGCACCAACUCCAUCAACAACAAUUCGUGGCCGUCGAAUGUUGGAUGAACUUUGUCGAUCAGAACAAGAGAUUCCACUUCCAAGCUCGCGCAAAAAAACGUCACAUCGUCGCCGAAUUUCUAGUGUAAGUGAAGUAAAGUGAAUUCACAUCACAUUUUUAUUUUACGCAUCACACACGCAGCAAAAAAAGCAAUCUAUGUAUUUAUUAUUUAUGAAUAAUUUUCAUUCUGUUAUUUUCUCGUCAUUUUUCUAUUUCUCUCUUUUUUUGCGCAGAGCUCACCGUGAAUGUAGUAGGCACUUUAAGAGCACAAUUUAUGACCUUUUUCCGGGUAGAAAAUGUGUAGAAUAUGUUUUUGUUUGUUGUUUUUUGUGAGAUUUUGGUUUUUGAUAGAUCAGUUUGAGAUUACUGUGGCAGAUUUGAGAUUUUCAAAAAACUUUUAGAAACUUAUGAGAUUUUUUUCCAAUUUGAAUUUCUGAUUCUGACUCUUUGUCAGUUCUAGAUUUUUUCGAAAUCCAAAUGUUCUUCUAUAACAGGAAUUGGUUAUCUAUGCACAUGGAAGAGAUGACAAAAAUGUUGGAAAUAUUGUUUUUCUGAAUCCGGCAGAAGAUGAACAAGCGUUUAGAUAUAUUCCUAUCUGGGCUAAUUUACCUCAAAAACGCCUCUGCAUUUUUCAUCCAAUAGCAGUAAUAAUUGCCCGAAAUAUACGAAUAAACACUUAAUAAUUACAGUAAUCUGUGCGUAGUUCUCAAAAAUAGCAAAGUUGCCUCAUUAAAAAAAUAUAUCAGAAUGUAUGAACCAAAUAAUUGGCUCAACUAAUAUUUAAUUGUCUAGCUUUAUAAAGUGCCGUUUUUUUCAGAAUGCUACAUUGAAUGAGAUGCAUAUGUCAAUGAUUGGACAUGAAAGAGCUCGAAGUAAUGAUUCACGUUCAACAAGUUUGUUUUCGUCUUCAAUUGCUUCGUUUCGACGUCCGGCUUCACAUUUUUCAAUCGAUAAUUCGUGUUUUGAAUUAAAUGAUGCACCAAUUCAACAUUCAUUGAUGUGCACACCAAUUGAAAAGGUUUGCACUUUUGAACAUUUUUCUUCCCAAAAUCUAUAUUUUAUUAGUCAGUUUUUUCUGCAAUCUUUACGAAAUACAAAUUUCUAUGAAAAUCUUGUACUUUUUAUGAUGUGUAUAAAAUACAAAAUAAGAAAUCUCAUUUCAUUUCAUUAUACAUCUGCUAUCCAAUAUUCGUAUAUUUUUCAUUUCGCCCACAUAUUCUUCCAACAGUUUCAUUAACUUUAAGGCAAACCAAAUAGACCAAAAUUAAAACCUACCAAAAUAGAAAUUAAUUUGGAAAAAAGGAGGAUCAUGUCAGGCGGGCUUUCAAGCGAGGUGAGAAAAAGUUUAAUUUUGAAAGAAAAAAAACUGCUAUGAUGUUUUAUUCACAGUUCGUAAGUUCAAUUGAUGUUUUUCAGGAUAUUUGAGAAUUUUAAAAAAGUUUAAAAUAAUUUUCUAGUUCUUUCUCGAUUUAUUGAAAAUCUUUUUAGAAAAAAACAAAGGUUGCCGAUUAUGAAAUCUUGAUGACGAACAUUUUUGGAUAUUUUUUAAAAGUUAAUGUCUAGAAAUAGAGAGUUUCAAAAAUGUUAUGACGUAGAAAAUAUAAAUUAGUUCCAGAUUUUCACACUUUUUUUCUAGAAUUCUUAAACAUUUUGAGCUAGUAACCUUUCUCUUUAUUACAAAAAAUGGUGACGUAGUUUGAAAGUCUGAUUUCCGACAAAAAUAACAACUUCGUCACGUCAUGAAAUUUUUUAUUUAAAUUUAAAAAUCCGAAUUAAUUCCUUCCAAUUUUCAAGAUUUACAAAAAGCCUUUUACAGAAAUCAACCGAAAAAUUAAUAAAGUUGAUUGAACUGAAACUUUCUUCUCACCAAAUUGUUUAAUUUUAUUAGUCGGUUUGAAAAAAUAUUCCCCUAAAAUUUUUAUCGAAAAUCGUUGCAAAAAAAUAAAUUAAAUCCUGAAGACCACAUUCAAAAUCUUUAAACCGGAACAUUUCUUUUUUCCAGAUGUAUGUCAAAAAUUCUCGUUCUGCACCGGAAAUGCGAAUUCAUGAUACAACAAAAGUUGGCCAAUUCUUAUCAACACCAUCGCCUUCAAACGAUGCAUCUGCAAGCGAGGUUUCACAUGUUUUGUGCUCAGAAAAACUGUUUUCCUUUUUUUCAGCCAAGCGUCUCUUCUGAAGUAUCUAUUGAUCAACCUCUUGUGAACAAUUUGAAGUUACGGUAUGAAUGAAAUGGAAUCUGAAAAAAAGAAUCAAAAUAUAAUGGAUCAAACAAAUGAUAAGAAUUUUCUUGAAACAAAACAAAACAGACGUUUAUAUUUCAUUUAUCCCAUUCUUUUUUCUUCAUUUUUUUCUUAAACUGUGUUUUUUUCCAGCUUGAAUGAGGGAUUGAAAGAACUUCCAUCACCAAUGUCCUCACCUGUUGUUCGCCAAAAAGUAGGAAAUUAUAAUUUUUGAACAGCUGAUUUUCAGAAAUUUGAAUUUUUAUAGACCAAGAAAAAAGAAAGAUCAGAAUCUCGCAGCCGUCUGAAAACUUCAAAAUCUUCCCCAAACAUGAAUGUAUUGAAUCAAAGUAGUUCCGAUUCUGUGCCAGCUAUCACAUCUGCUGUCAUGAAACCCAAAAAAGACGAAAAUCGUUCUGUUGAAGUUAUAACAAUUACCGUAAAACAAUUGAAUUUGACAAGAGAGCUCAAAAAACCAUUGACAAUUCUUGCCAAACUCGACGCCAAUGAUAUAUAUCGCUCACCAAAAUUGACACCAAGGUAAAGAAUUAGAAAACCGGAAACACUACAUUUUUUCGCAACAUUUUAUUUCGAACAAUAGCAAUAAAAUGUUCUUCUUCUUCUUCCUUUUUUUCCAUUUUCCCACCCUAAUUUCUCUCUUUUUUUCUUACAGUACCGCAUUAACACACGAAUUUGCUGUUGAGACAACUGAAUCGUUUUCCAAAUUGCAUGUUAUUUUUGUAGAAGGUGAGAAAAAUGAGGAUUCUGGGGAAAUUGGGGAUCUAAAAAAAGAAAAAAAUAACGAACAUUUUGAAUUUUUAAACAGAAAAUUUCCAGAAAUCCUAACUCUCCAAAAAAAUCUUUGUCUCAAGUGAAGUGCUCAGAAAUUUGUUCUGAAACACUUAUGCUGAAAAAAAGCUUCUUCAACUUUUUUUUGGAUUAACAAAGACGCGCUUCUUGAGAUUUCAACGUCAAAAUGUUGACUUUGAAACGUAAUCAUGUUUAAACUCAUUUGAAGUUUCUUGAAAAUACUGACGCACAAUUGCGGACUUUCUUUCUAACUUCGAAGGAGACCACCCCUUUAAAAUACCAAAACUAGAAAAUAUAAUAUCAGUUUAUAUUUUCUAAUAACUUUUGAAAAUAGAAAAUAUUUUUGGAAAUCGGGAUCUGAUGAUUUUCAAAAAUAAUCUAACAUUUUAAAAUAGCCAAAAAUGUUCUUCGUUACGUCAAAUAUGACUUUUAUAAAUACAUGCAUCACUUUUAUAACCAAAAAAGUAUUUGGAGUGAGCAUAAACAAUCGUCAUUCUGCAAUGUUCUUUGAUUUAACAAAUCAUAAAUCACCUUUCCAUUUUCUUUCUUCAGGUUCAAAGGCAAAAGUUGCUCGUCCGGUUGGCAAAGUAACUCUUUUACGGCGUCACCUUGUCGACAAGAAAAACCAGGAUCAUUCACUCACAUUGAGCGCCGUCUCAAAAUAUCUCGAUUUUUGUGGCCAAAUUUGUAUUGAAGUACGCCGACGCGCUGGUUUAUUUUCAAUCAGGUUAGUUCAUAUAAUACUCGUUAUUCUCAAUUAUUACAUAAAUCCGAUUAUUGUUCGGGGUAUAAUUGAAUGUUUUAGUACUGAAAACAAUCAUAAAUUUUCCAUGAUUUUUGGUGACCGGAAACUGUGUGCUUCUUAUCAGCAUUUUGGUUUCAAUUCUUUUUUUGUUCAUUAGAUAACAACAAAAAAAUAAAAAUAAUAAUGCGACCUUCGCCAGCCUUCCACCCAUUUUCCCACCCAAUUAAUCAUAAUCCGUCCAUUCUCACGGACACUAUUAUGACCCUCAUAAAAAUCCCAGCCGUUCCUCUUCACCUCCUCUUUCUCAUCGUUUACCAUUGAAAAAAAACAUAUUCAAAUCAGAUCUGAAAAAAUUGUCAUGUUUAGUCACUAUACUAUAUUUGAAAUACUAGAAAUUUGAAAAUCCAUUGCAAAAUAAUCGUGAUAAGUGGGUUGAAAUUCACCGGAAACCAUACCAUCUAACAACUUUGGUGAUAGUUAAAAAUUUUACUUUUCUCUGAUUUCUUUUAUUUGUGUACCCUGUAGCGAGGCUACAUUACCGUAAGACGUCAGUCAUUGACUUAAUUUUCCCAAAGUUGUUUUUUCUGUGAUCUGUCUGCGUCUAGUUCCUCCUGUAACCAUACUAAACAUAGUAGUAUUCUUAUAAAUGUACCUAACCUGUUUACUAUUUUUGUGUGUUUUGGUUAGAAUGGUACCCGUUCUUUCUGAUUCCUUUUUUUCUCAACAUAAAAUUAUGAUGUUUUCUUCAAUUAUUCUGACGCAGAUAUUAUGUUUUUUUACUGGUUCAGCAGGGUUUUGCUAAUUUCAUCAGUAUCGUCUUUUUAAUGUUUGUUCACUUAUUACAUUUUUGCUCAACUUCCGCUUGAUAAAAAAUAUGUUUUUAUUUCGAAUUUCCUUCUUCUCAUUUUUUAAAUUUUGAUCUUUUAAAUUCUACACAUGUUCAUUUGACAUUUUUGAAAACCGGAAAUUGUCGGUUGCUCAAAUUCCUUUGAAAAAAAAUCAACAUUUUAUUUUAUUUUUCACAAGCUUGAAGUUCAAACUUCAAUUUUUAACCACACAAAUUUCAUAAAUCUUUCAAAAACCGGAAGGUAAAAGAUAUGAGAGAGCCCAGCAGAAAAAGAGAAGGCAAGCAAAAGAUAAAUGAGGGUGGGAGUUAUAAAAAUCUGUAUGAAUGUAGAAAAAAAACGACAGCUGUUUUGGCAAGUUUCCAUACAAUUUCUGAUGCAUUUGCACUUUUUUUCAACUUUAUAUCUCUUGUUUUUUUUUCAAAGAGCGAAUACCUUUUUCUUUCUCAUCCGACAAAGAGGUUUUUAAUUGGACCAAUAAAUAUUGGAAGCACCUUUUGUCACUUUUUCCCAUUUCAUCAAAAAUAUGACUUUCAACCGGACCGGAAAUCAUUUCCUCACUCAUUAUGCAUCAAUGGUUCUCCGGCUUUUUUCUAUUCAUUUUUUAUUUUUUACUAAAUUUUAUUCUAACUUUCAUGAACAUGAAAAUAAUAUUAUAUUAUUUUAUUUCUGAAAAAUAUACAUACAUAUGUGAAGGAGGAAGAAAAUUAAGGUGGUAGGAAAAAAGAAAUUCUUGUGUUUCAUUCAAAUUAGCUCAAAUUUCUUUUUUUUUUGUUUUACAUAUUCUAUGUCAACAAAUCAAGUUUUGCUCUUUUUCUAUUCACUACAGUAACCCUUGUCAAUUUUUCUCUUUUCAGCUCUGAACUCAAAACCUACUUUUUUCAAAAAAUAAACAAUUUCGAACAUUUGUCUUAUCAGUUUUUUUCCAAAAAGAUAAUAAAAUUUCGAAAAAUUGCAUGAAACACACAUUUUUGCCUCAUUUCCGAUUUUUACCCAUUUUUCUUUUGAAAUUGCAUCCGGAAGGAAAUUGCGUAUUUUUCUGCAAACUUCUCAAUCUUUAAAAUAGAACUAUUCUAUAUAUAUUUUAUUUUUUCUUUUUUUAUAGUUUUGUUCAUUUUGUAGUUUUUGCAAAAAUUAAUUAAUUAUGCAUUACCACCCACAUCUUAUCUAUUUUUUUCGAUGAUUUUUAUUUGAUAUAUUUAAUAGGGGGGAGGCUGUAAAAUGUAUGCAUAAAUACAUGUGAGAGAGAAAUAUUUCUACAAAAAAAAAACAAAAAAAACGUUAAUAUAGCCAUAUUUUUAACCAAAACAAAAACCCAUUAAAAUUCAUCCGUUUACACUUAUUUUUUCCUUCCUAUACUCGUUUUGCACUUUACUGUAAUUUCCAUAAGCACUUCCAAUAGGUUUUUAUCAAAAAUAAAAUAAGUUUUUCAAAAAAAAACGAAAGAUUUCUCUCAAGUGCAAGAUGAUGAUUCAGUGUCUGUUUAUUUAUUCUUUCUCAGUCACUGGAUUUUGUGAUUUUUUUUUUUGAGUUGAUGCUCUGAAACUUUUUGCGAUUUUUUAUAGGUUCCAUAUGUUAUGUAGUUGUUUAUUUGACCGGAAGCGGACGUACGCCGCCCUCGAUCUAUGAUUUUGACUGACAGAAAAAACGCAUUUUUAUUCAAAAAAUGUGAAAAUCUUUAUUUUUUAUUUAUUUAUUUUUCUAUUUUUCGCACGCAAUAUAAAUACAUAGGAAAACAACAACUACACAAAAAAAUAAAUAGAUACAAUGUGAAAUGAAAAAAAUUUCGAAAGAAAAGUCUUCUUGUUUUUUCUCUGUUUUGUUAUGCAAACAGUACCCCCACGCAGCAGAAAAAGUUUUUUUGUCAAAUAUGAUUUUUUGUCUGUGAGCUGAGCUACUUGAGAUGUUCAGUGCGAAGAACAUAUUUUUUAUGAUGAUACUUGUGAUAUCGAUAAAAAAAUCACAUCAUAAAAUUUAUUAUCUCGAGUUUAUUUUGCACUCUUUGUUUUUUUCGAUGAUACGAUUCUCCAAGGUUUAAUCAAAUAUUCUAUGGAUAUUUUCUAUUUUCGGGGUUUUUUCUUAUUGUGAAAUUGUAGAAAAAAUUUACAUAUCAGCUGCCCCAUUUACUUUGAAAGAAAAUUCACCUGAACUCUUUUACUGUGUCUUUUCAGCUGUUUUGAACUUAUAUAUCUGGUGUAAUCGAACUAAUAUCACAUUACAUUCAGAGGUUCUCUUCUCGAUUUAAUUUUAUUUAAUAAUAUCAUUUCUCAAAAAUAGUACACAUAUUGAGCCUUUUUGUUUCAUCAAAACAAGAAAACGCCCACAUUUGUUGUUGUCCCGAAAAUUUCAUUUUGGAAAUUAGUUAGCAAGAAUUUCUUUCUAUUUUUGGGUAUUUUUCAGAGUUGCUUAGAGUGGGCGUAGUUCAUAUAAGAAUUUCAUUUAUUUGAAAAAAAAACCUAUUCUAUUUUGUUAGCAGUAGUUUUUUUUCAGUUGGGUUCCUUUUCUUAAGCCGUUCGAAUAACAAAGUAUAUUGAUUUAUGAUUUCAUUUUUGGUUUUAUAGAGUCGUUGAUUGUGGCGGUCUGAAACUCAAAGAGAAUCAAGAACUUCUACUUCUCGUCUCAACAAUCGGAACAUCAAAGGUGAGUUAGUUAGGGUGGGAUUUUCUGAAUUGGUUAGAUUUUGAUAUGAUGCACUCUUUUGUUUGCUUAAUCUGUGAUUAUUAUUUUUAUAUUCGUAUCGAGUAAAAAAAGAAACAUGUUAUGAGCAUGAAAAAUUUAUGAAUAAAAUGAGAAAAAGAAAUAUAAAAAGUGUAGGAGUUUUUUGGAUCAUACUCUAUGCAUCUUUCAUGAUUUCAAAUUAUUUCUAGUAAUUUGAAUAAAUCAUAGAACUACAGAAUUUCAUUUUUUCUGAAACAUAACUUUUUCAUAGUUUGAGAAUUUAUUCAAAAAAGUUUGACAUUUGCAAUUAUGGUUAUGAUGUAGAAAAUUAUAGCUUUGUGAAAUCACAAUUUUAAAUUUUAAACUUUUCCUCGUCAUAAUUCAUGUCUUGGGUUGAAUAAUCUUACGGAAAUUGCAUAGUUCACAAAAAGUCGUACUUUUCCGAUAACCUGGAACAUUUGGAGGAGGAAAUGAUUUUUGCUGAAACCAACAUUUUAUGAUCUUUUAGAAGAAAAUAAAUAUUUUUAUUUCAUUUUCUGUUCUUUUUCUUCGUUCAUUUCCUUUAUGUUCCAUUCAUUCACUUCGUUUCCCCCCAAUUUUUCCUUCUCAUUUUCAUUCAAUCUUAUUUUCAUUCUUUGCAGUUCCAAAGUGUUGGAAAAUUGGUGGUUGACGCCGAAGAAAAACGAAGCAAGGAAUGGUUAGAAAUGCCGUGUUCUGAAGGAAUGUUAUCAUUGAAAUUGACACUUUGGCAAGAUCUUCUCAAAGGUAUCAAUUCAGUGUUUCAUGGACAAGUUCGUGUUGAUAUUGAUGAGAAUUGGGAAACUGGUCCAGCAAAGUGGUUUUAUUUGAGAUCAAAAUCAAAAGAGCCGAGUGUAUCGCAAGAAGAGGUAGUUACAUUUUAAUUUGUUUGUAUUUUUAUGAUCACCGCGUGUUUAAAAAUCUGACGAAAAUAGGGCUAACGUGAAAAAACUUCCAAUAACAGAUCCAUUGAUUUCUGAACCUUCAACUAGUUUAAAUUAGUCUCGUUAUUGUUUUUUGAACUAAUGAAUUUUAAUAUAGUGCACGGGGAUUAUUUUUAGGUACUGGUUCUGUAACGUUUCUAUGUUAAUUUCACAAUCAAAUUUAUUUCAAAAAUAUCUUCCUUCUUUAAUUUGAUAAAAUUUACAAAAAAAAACAAAUUAGCCUUUUGAUUACUGUAAAUAAAAAAAUAUGCAAUUGUUCGUCGCUGUGUUUACAACCCCUCACCUCUGCCGGCGUCUUUUUUGUUUUUUUUUUUGCAUCAUGAUUGCGCGUUUGUUUUUUUUUAUUUUUUUUUGAAAAUAAGUUGAUUUUGAAGUUAUUUAGGUAAAAACAUGAGAAAUGUUUAAAUACUUGAGAAUUUAUAAAAAAUAAGAAAUUCCCAAACGUUUUGCAAAACUAUUUUGGGUCAUUACACUUUUUUCAUUCAUAACUAAUAUUUUUGCCGUCUCUCAUUAAAAAUAACAAUGCGCCCCCGUUUUUCAACUUUCACACUCAUAUUCAGCUUCAUAACUCAGCUCAUUUUCAAUUUACUUUUUUUUUUCAUUCCAGGACGCUGAAAAAAUUGGCGACGUCAUUAUUCGCACAAACCAUCACGUUGAUCAUAUUUUAAGAAUGCAAGUCUAUAAACCACUUCUCGAUUUGUUGACUAGAUUCAAUACGGAUGAACCAGGAACCGCUUCACUUGUUGCUGUUAUCGAAUCUCUUCCGAAAGUCGAAUUGGGACAAACAUCGCGAUCUCUUGUGGAACUUUUAAUGGCACAAUCUGACACAAUUCAACCGGUUUUGAAUUCGUUGUAUAAUAAUAAUAUUAUGAAGUGCCAGUGAGUUUCCCCCCUUUUUGUUUGAAAAAAAACUUUUUCUGAAAGAAAAACAUUGUUUCAAAUGAAUUAUAUUUUUCAGAGAUGACAACACAUUGUUCCGCGGACAAUCAUUGGCUGGAAAAAUCUUGUUUGAAAUCCUCACAUCAUAUGGUAAAAUGUAUCUGGUUACCACAUUGAAGCCGGUCAUUGAUAAGGUAACAUAUCAACGAACAACCCACUCAACAUAUGUUUUCUUGUUUGCAGAUCUACAAAGAGCACAAAAAUUGUGAAAUUGAUCCGAUGAGAACAACAACAUCGCAAUCGGUUGAGAAAAACAAGGCAAACUUGCUUGUCUAUUUUCAAAUGUUGUUUCAUGCAGUCACACAGAGUUCAACCGACUGCCCACAUUUCAUAAAACAGUUGUUAUUUGAUCUACGAAGUAUCGUUGACAAACAUACUGGUGAGUUUUGUGAGAAAAAUGAGGGAAAAUUGUUUUGAUGAUAGUAAAUAUUUCCGGGUGGUCAUAUGAUGUUUUGAAAUUGUAAGAAUAGAGAAGGAUUUGUAGGAUUUUGUCAUGAAAAUUUAAAUAGAAUCUAAACCGAAUUUUGUUUUUUUUUCAGGUCGAAUUGAAGUUCAGCGAUUGGCUGUUUCUUCUUUUAUUAUCAUGAGAUUCUUCGCAGCUGCAGUUCUCAAUCCGAAAGCUUUUGAAAUUCGCAGAGAAGUACCCGUGAGCAUUUUCUAUUACUUUCAUUCAUUUAUAAAUUUCAAUUUUUCAGGACAUUCGUGUAUCUCGAACCCUCCUGCUACUCUCGAAACUUCUUCAACGUGUUUCAAAUUGUACAGUUAGCCAAGGACCAUUGUCGACAAAAGAAACUUGGUUGAAUGAUAUAUUUGAAAUGGUUGCAAGUGAUGAACACAAACAAGAAAUGACAAUGUUUUUGGAUAACAUUUCACUUGUUGGAAAUGAUGAGCCAAAAAAGUGUAGUGUGUUCAAGUUUGGAAAUUUGCAACAAAUCGAUCGAACGAAAACCGCGUGGAGAAGAGUUUUGCCGAAUAAAAAACGAUAUUGCCAAUUGACAGAAACACAUUUUAUUUGGCAAAAAGAUUCGACUGCUGCACCAAAAGGAACGCUUAAAUUAGAAGAAGUGAAAUCAGUUUCAAUUGACAAGAAGAAUGUUUUGACGUUGAUUAGUUUUGAUGAAAAAUCACAAGUGGAACAACAAGUACAAUUUGAGACAAGUGGAACUAUGGAAGCAAGUGAAUGGGCAUGUGCAAUUGAAAAACAACGAAGCAAAUUCAUAGAUAUUUGUAGUAGUGAACCAUUUGUUUAUGAUAUUGAAAGACAUUGUGAUAAAAUUCAUGUGAGUUUAUUUUCGAAAACUUGAAGAUUUGGAAUAAUUUACAAGAAAAAUUCAAAAGUUAAAUAUGUAUUUUUCAGAAUCUUCUUCACAAAUAUCGAGAUACGAUGACAGAAUGGAUUGAUAUUAUUGAGAACAAUAUUGAAGUCGAUGAAAAAACAACACCAGAUAUUGUGACCGCAUUAUAUAUUCCAGAAGCUGAUCGCUAUCUUCACAAAACUACUUUAGUCAAUAACUUGAGAAAAGCGAUUGAUAUAACUGAUAAGAUUCAAACAGCAAGAGAUGAAUAUGAAAAAGAGCAUAAGGUAAUUUUUAAAGAUAGCUGGGAAUGGUUCAAAAAUAUAUGUGAAAACGAAUUUUUUAACCGGUUCAAGAAAUCUGUAGUUCUAGGAAACUGACAACAGUAUCUCAAAUUAUUAAUUUUCAGAGUCAAAAUAGAAUGGAAGAAGGUGAAGCUGAUGAUGAAUAG